Ceutorhynchus assimilis (cabbage seed weevil) is the source of this 1105-nucleotide messenger RNA. Lineage: Eukaryota; Metazoa; Arthropoda; Insecta; Coleoptera; Curculionidae. The record is from the annotation of a GenBank genome assembly.
UAUGAAUCGGAAAUCGCUAGAAUUGCUUUAACCUUUAAAAACAAAAAUUGUUUUCGUAUUUAUAAAUUUAAAUUUGUACAAUUUCAAUGAUGAACGAUCUGCCUAGUAUUCUAAUAGUCAGCUCUAGCAACACAAAACCCCAAUCUAUCAUCAAACUUUUAACAAAAGAAACUCCGGUGGAGUAUCCGCCAGGACUCUUUAAGCAAUUAUGGAAAAUUGAUACAAAAUAUUACUCCGCUAUAGUAAAUUUAAUUGGAAUGCACGUAAGUUACAAGAGAAACGAGGAGUUCAAUAAACACAUUGAAGCUCUUAUAAUACAUAUGGAUUCUAAUAAAUCCACUGGUCUAGAGGAGUUGAAGCAAUGGGAGGAACUAGAGACAGAUUGUGACCCAGAGAUCAAAUUAAUUAUUGCAAAUUACUGUAAUGAAGACACAAAAAUAACUAAAACAGAAGCCACUGAAUGGUGCUUAAAUAAGGGCUUCGAACUAAUUGAAUUAUACCCUUCAGAUGAGCAAAGCAUUCAAAAUGCAGAACAAGACAUAAUCCAGGAAAAAUUUGGUAUACAUAGAGUUGUUGAAGCUUUACAAGCACACACCUGGUCAAAUUUAGUAAUGAAAAAAUUCAAAAACAACAAAGCAGAAAAGCCUGAUUCUCCAGCAGAAGACCUUUCAGAGGAAGACAAUUUUUCUGAACUGUUUUCCCAUUUACACAUGAUGAAAGACAGUCUGCAAUCUUUGCCUUUGAAUCAGAGGAAACAGUGCGCAGAACAAAUGGUGUCUGCUUUUUGGAAUGCUAUUGGGGGAGAUGAAGAAGAACUAUCAGACUUGUAAUGAUCAAUAUUUUAUUUAAAAUAAAAAAAACCUACUAUUAAUGCAAAUGUUCAGGCAUUUCUUGUACUUCAACUUUGGUAGCUUUCAAAGCUACUCCUUCAGGCAAAUUCCUUUCCACAUAUUCCAAAAGAGUGUCAGCAGUUGAGCCUGUUAAUUUGUGGUAUUGCAAAAAGGCAUAAUAAGUUCUAGUUUCAUACUGAACCCUGUGUUUCUUGUAGAUGUGCACUGACUUCAGAACGGUGUAACGUUCGUGCACUGGUUUCUUUAAACUCCAC